Messenger RNA from Pyricularia pennisetigena, 264 nucleotides. RefSeq lists its product as uncharacterized. The annotation marks the transcript as partial. The record is from RefSeq and is a predicted model, not a curated record. The transcript has a single exon. Lineage: Eukaryota; Fungi; Ascomycota; Sordariomycetes; Magnaporthales; Pyriculariaceae.
CAUCAACAGACAACCCACAGCUGUGGCCACGGACAGAUAACUGCAGCGGAAUGGUGCGAGAAGUAUAAAAACUCGUUGCAAUCUAGCAUACGAUGCCCGAUAAAUAUAAAGUAUUACAUGGAGGAAGAGAGACUGUGCAGUAUGUAUUGCUGUUAUAUAACUUGCAGCUGCUUCCGGAUCAGCUGGGCUGCUCAUACCAUACAUCCAAGUGCAAGAAUAAAUCUAUCGUUUAAUCACAGUAAUCCAACAGCGUAUCUGUGCUAA